AUGACAUGUGAUUUCUUUCUGCAGAUACAUACUGUUGCCACAAAAAGCUCUCAAGUUUUGGAGCAAGCGUCCGCCGCUUUCUAUAAGCUGUGGGAGUCCCAAGUUGAUCAGUUUUUGCGCCAACCUACUUUAUCGGCUUUACAUUCUGUGGUCCAAAUUCUGGCUUUUGGUAUGGCUCUGGCUAAGCUUGUUCCGGAGAAAUAUAUACAAAAGUUAGGCCGCUUGUCUGGAAAACUGAUCGAUGUCGAAAGGAAGUUACAGAGUAGUGGUUUAGUACCGAAGGCCCACUUUUUCAGCAUGCGAGAAGUUGUUGACUUAUCUCCCAUGAAAAUGCUUUCAAUGAUAGCCGAUAUUUUGUUGCAGAAACCUGGUCCAGUUUUGGUUAUCCUCAAGCAACUUGUAUCCAUGUUUCCUGCCUUCAUAAUGGACGAACCGUCUCUAGUUAAAAUAAUCGAAAUCCUAAUGUGUGCAAUCCGUAUGCCUUCUCAAGAUAUAGGUAACACGAAUAACGAAACAAAAGAUCCCGAAGAAAUAUCUGAAGAACCAGCUGUUUUAUCUCUGGAUAUCUUCAUUAAACUAGUUACAACUUUAUCCAGUUAUGGUUCAAAAUUUAAUGAUCUCCCUAGACUAUUACUCCAGCUUUUUGAUCUACUUAGAGCUUUUCCAACUACAUUAGCUCAUUCAGAAGCUCGCUUAUUUGCAUGGUGGCAUUUCAUUUGCUGCUUAAAUUCAGAUUUACUUAUUGAUGGUUUUAGAAAGUUUCUAUCUCCUUUCUUGGCAAACCUUUUGGGACGGUACUUGAGCAUCAGUACUCCACAAGGAGAUCCUCAACUUCACCCAUACAAACUCAGUCAAGGAAAUGUAUAUGAAGGAAAUGCAAAAGCCUUUGAACUUGUUCAACAUGUAUAUAGCUGUUUUUUCAGUGAAUCUUCAGUUAAAUUUCAUCAGUUAAACGUUCCUCGUUUAUCUGUCAAUAAUCAACUAUUGACUCAAAACAGUUAUCCACUUUUGGUCGGCCUCUUAUACUGGAUACGUAGUGUUUGUAAAUAUCGUUUCUCAUUGUCUCCGGAAAAGUUGAAAAUUCCUUCUCACUGUUUACCUUCUCAAAGUGUUGAUGUAAUUUGGUGUGGUUGUGUAAAUUAUUUACUUAGAAUAUCCAAAUCAAUUCAAGAGCCACUAACAUAUAAGAAGGUUACUCCAUUUCAAUCCCCAUCCCUCUCUGUGCGUGCUUCGAGUUCGAGCUCAGCUAUUUUAUCCGUUUGGCAACAUAUUGUAACUGUAACUUGUGAAUUAAUCCAACCACACGAUUUAAUUACAUAUUCUGGUCUGGACACAAUACAAUAUUGCCCAUCUCCAUCGGAAAGCUUGAACAUUAUUCAGAACUUUAUUCAGUUGCUAGAAGAAUUUAAACUUCCAGAUAAGGAAAAGAUCGAUUUAAUAUCCUCUCUAUGUAUAAAAUCUGCGGAACUUGGGGGUUUUUGGCUAAAGGAAAAUUCAACGCGUAAAACUUUUUGUGUAUCCCAAGAUGAUUUUCAUCGUUGGGGUACUCAAAUUAUUCGUCUAAUUGAUAUGGAACCUCGUUUAAACUUGUCUAAUAAAUCAAUUACGAUACACAUUUUGCGUUUAACCGGAGAACAACAUUUUCUCAAUUUGAUUCGCCUUAUUUUAAUUGGAUUAUUAUCAGAUUUUGUGGAAUUCAUAUCAAGCAAUAUUUCUUCACAGUCAAGUUUUAACGAUGAUUCAACUCAACUUUCACUUUCAAAAUGUCCACCAGUUCGUUUUUCUCCUGAUGUCCUGCGUGUAUGGUCGGUGUUGGUUGACCGAAUAACUCAAUUCAUUUUAGAUGAACAUCGAGUAUCUGAGAAUCAGUCAGCCAUAGAUAUCGAUUUGAGUACUGUUGAAUCUGCGCUGCUAAUGCCAUUCUGGUUGGCUGGUGCUUCACAUCCGAACACAAUCAAUGGUAAUCACGAUAGUUCAUCUGAUGCUUUCCAGUACCUCUCAUUCAAAGAUAGUUUGGCUAUAUCAAUGCGCCAGUCUAAUUUAUUUUCAGCGUUUCAUCAGGAAUGUUGUUUAUUAACAACAGUUCCUACAAAUGCUUGGAUUAAUCAACUAUCCGUCAAACUAUCCACACUUAUUUUAAGUUAUGCACCCAAGGUAAUGGAAAACAUUAAUUUGCAUUUAAUUAGCCGUUUUGUGCAUUGUUUAGCCCAAAGUGCAGAAAUUUAUGAAGAAAAGGGAAAUCAGAAAGAUACACACUGUACAUUUGCUUCUGUAAAAAUUGAUGAUCAACCACUUGGUCAACUUACUGGAUUAGUUAGCUUGCUUAAUUCAUUACUGUUAUAUAUACCAUGGCUUCACCCUCCAACACAAACUGAAAAUGAUGAUUCACCUCCCUGUUAUCUAAGUGCUCAGGAAUCAACUACUCAAUGGUUGACAUCUCCUCCCGUUAUAUCCAUUCGUACUCGAACAAAUCAGUUGAAUAAUGAGAAGUCUGCAAAUAAUGUUCAUUCCAUAAAUCGAUCUGCAAAUAGUAAUCAAGUCUCUUAUGGUUUACUUGAUGCUUUAGAGACAGUUGUAUUCCUUCUUAAUAAUCAUCUUCAUGAGACAGAUUCUGUCUUGUCAAUGUUUUCUAAGCUGGAGUCGAGUUUAACUCGUUUGGUUGACUGUUGUGUAAAAGCGGAAAAAGCUGUUAUUGAAGCAGGAACAGAUCUAGAUGAACCACUUUUAAUUACUCAACACAGACAACAUGCUAAAUUAGCACUGGAGGAAGUAUUCAUAUGCAUUUGGAAACAGAUGAAAGUUGUUCCUCCCAAUGUAUCCAUCAAUAAUCCACUGUCCAUGUUUCAUACAAUUCCCGAUAAACAAGAUCUGAAAACGCCGGCUACCACUCCCGUAUUUAAUUCGGAAAUAUCUGAUUCCAUACAUCCGAUUGCUCAAUAUGAAGCUAUACUCAGCUUAUCACUCACACUGUGUGGUUACAAUGUGAAAUUGAAUCAAGAAUCUUGUGAAUGUGCACUUCAAUUGUCUGUUACUUUCAUGAAUUGGUUCAUCGGUUUUUGGAAUUAUUUAGUCGACCAGUAUUGUGUAAAACAAACUAAAAGUAAUUCGUCAAAAUUAUUAAAUUUUCGAAACUUUUUGAUUAAUUUGGAACCUGAAUUUCAAAAAAUUAUUAUACGAACAUUAAAUCCAAAUAUUCAACAAUUGACUGACUUAAGUCCUAGUGAAAAGAGUACCUCCAGGCGUAAAUCUAUUUCUCGCAAAACGCCUAAGUCGGAACCAACUAAACGUCUGUCUCGUUUAUCAAAAAGAUUGUCCUCCUCUUCUUCUUCCCAAUCGCCAGUAAUUUCUAAUAAUCUGAAGUUGAAAAUAGAAGAGAACUCUCCUAUUGAUUCUUUGGUAACCACUUCACGUUCUGAUAAAAGAUUAUCUUUUGCUAAAGAUAAAUUUAAACCAGAGAAGUCCCGGAAAUCAAAUACAAUUGUGGGUGACUUGUUCUCUGAUAUUCUUGUUUCACAGAAUAAUAAUGAUCCUAAAAAACCUUCACAUAACCCUUCUAUUCGAUCACGUCGAGGGCGCCUUUCAUUAGUAAAAGUUAAUAGUCCAAUUGAAAAAAUGGUUACACCUGUUCGACGAUCAUUUGAACAAACAGAAAAUAUUACUCAGUCAGCUCCAUCUAAUUCCUCAUCUAGGCGUGGCCGUAGAAAAGGUGUUAAUCUUUUUCCUGCCUCUCCUAAACCAUCACCUACAAAUGGUAUUAUUGCUGAAGCUUUUGGAAUUCCACCUGGUACAAGUCUCAUAGAUAAUGAAAACGAUAAUCAUAAUUGGUCUCCUACAGUAACAUCUCCUGGCCCACUUCCGUGUCGUCCAUUGGUUAAACGCCGCUUAUUCGGUGGACCACAGGAAGUGCCAGUGACAGAAAGUAAAUCAAACAAUUCUAAUCAGUUGUCAUUACAACCAACAAGGAAACGACAUUUCUCUGACUCGGAACAAAAUACCACUACUUCUUCUAAGGUUGUAACUAUUUCAACUUGUUGUGAAGAUACUUGUGAUUUUAUUUUCAUCCCACCUCAAUCAGAAAGUGUGAAGAAACGACGUCGCUGUUUAACUACUCAUCAGAAGGAACGUUUCAAAGAGCAACUACGUGAAUAUAUACCUACUAUGUACAAUGAAUUAGAUAUUAGUCAACAAUCAUGGUCUUCCAUAAGUGGUGGGGGCGGUGGUAGUGAAUCGCAGUCUCAACUUGAAUUCAGUCCCCAAUCAUCUGUCAACAAAGAUUGUCAAGAAGUCUCUGAAACACUAGAACCACUAGACUCUCAUACGAAACCGAAUGUAACAGAGGAGUUGAACAACGAAAGCAGUCAGACCGAAAAUAUUACUGUUAAGACUUCUACUAGUCCACUUUGCAUGGAAUCCGAAUGCAUACCUACGAAAGCUGUUCCAUCUCCAUCGAUUGAUCCUCUCACUGAGAAAGAAUCUGAUCUGAAGGAUGACUUUGAAAUCAUACAAGAUACUGAGACAAUUAAUACAGAAUGCGAAUUAGAUUGUGUUGAUGAAAUCUCAUCUAAAUUGAAUACAUCUGAUUUAUCCGAUCAAACAAAUUCAAAUCAGUUUAACGAGUCGUUUAAUUUACCUUCAACAACUUUGCCUAAACAGUCUCCUAAAGAUGAAAACGAUAAGGUAUCACCUCCGACCAUUACUGUGUCUAUUCCACCAAUUUUAACCUCUCGUCCGAAUAAUCAUACAUUAUCUAGCCCAUUAAUAAGAGGAUCAAGUCGUGCUCAGAAAAUGCUUGUAUUAGGUUUACAAAAAGCCGCCGAACAGACUGCACGUCAGAGAUCGUCUUCCGGAGAUCAUAACAGUGGUAAUCUGUCCUUGGAUAAUAGUCCUACACUGACAGAACGAAAAUCAACGUUAAAUUUGCUGGCUUCUUCAUCUCGUUCGACACUCAAUCCUUCGGUAGCAGAUUCUCCAUCUGGUAUUAUACGGAAUUUAUGGUCAAAGAAAAAAUCUCAGCGUGUAUCGUUUGUUGAACAACCAGUAGUCUAUACAAUCGAACCGACGAAUUCUAUUGAACAAGAAUCCGAUGAGGAUUAUGAUCAUGAUAAUCAAAUUGACUUCAGUACUAAUAGAAAAAGAAUCGUAUUCAGUAAUGAUGAUGAUGGUGAUAAAUACGAGGAAUUUAAUGAUUUGAAUGGAAAUGAACCUGACGAAGUAGUAAUUAACGGUAAUGUCGAAGAAUUGAAAGAAUCCAACAAAAAGAAUGAAGAGAUGGAAAUAAAUGAGAUACCUAUGUCAAAAAUUCAAGCUGAUGUCACAUCGAAACAGAUUCCUGUUGAUUUAGAUGCUUCACAAGAUUCAUCACAAUCUGUAUUCUCGAUUACUACAGAAAUCGAUAAAGAAACAACUCCCAGUACGUUGUCAGAAAAUAGUUUUGAAUCAAGUCUACAUCAUCGUCGUAAAUCAGCUUCUCCUCAACGACGGGAAUUACCGAUUAAAAAAGUCUCAUCUGGAUAUAAGUAUCAAAGUUCUAACCAACUUUUAAAGUCAUCCAAAGGUAGACCGUUAUUCAUGGAGCCUGUUCAUCAAACAGAAGUGAUUUCCUAUGAUUCAAAAACAAGUGAAUCAACAGAAUCACUUCAUAUGAAUAAAAAAGAAAAUAUCCUUGUAAUCGACAGUGAGUCAACCUUGAUAGCAGAUACUCAGUUAGAGGAAAGUACUCUGCAAACAAAUGACACCGGUGACAAUUCUUCUCGCUCUAAUAAACAAACACAAGAGGAUGAAUUUGUUACUACUGAUGGUUAUGUUGAUGAUGAGUGCAUAUUAAUAGAAGGGAGUCAAGGUAGUAGUCAAAUCAAUAACACCGAAGAUCAGUUGAUUUCUUCAAUGAAUAGUCAAAUAAAUCAAUAUAACUUCUCACCUAUCAAUGUAGAGGAGAGUUCAGAAAUGAAUAAUGAUAAUAAUAGUGAUACAAAGGAUAAUAGUUCAAGCUCUCAAACAAUUGCCAUCUUAACAGAUAAUAACGACACUAAUGAUAAAAAUGUAGUAACUUCUAGUCUCAUUGGUCCUAAUGAAACCAUUGAUGAACGGGAUGUUACAUCCUCGACAUUGCCUGACAAUAAUAAUGAAAUCAUGAAUGAGAACAGUAAAGAGAGUGAAGUGAAGGACGAUACCGUCGGUGAUAAUAAAGAAAAUCAACCAGGAUCAACAAUGAUGAGUGACUCAACAGAAAAUGAUGUAGAAAAAGAUAUUUUAGAUAAACUAUCACAAAUCGCAACUAGUUUGCCGAUAUUGAGACCAGAACAAAGACGUGCUGUCCUUUUAGAAGCUCUUAGUACAUUCAAAUCAAUUAUGCCAUAAAUAUUAAACAGCUUAUCAUAUAUUCUCUACAAUGAGAAACAAUUUAAGAAUAAAAGCAG
This is a messenger RNA of Schistosoma bovis, 6416 nucleotides long. NCBI's taxonomy places the organism in Eukaryota, Metazoa, Platyhelminthes, Trematoda, Strigeidida, Schistosomatidae. The record is from the annotation of a GenBank genome assembly.